Molecule: messenger RNA, 2996 nt
Organism: Hyalella azteca
Lineage: Eukaryota; Metazoa; Arthropoda; Malacostraca; Amphipoda; Hyalellidae
Product: ran-specific GTPase-activating protein
Exons: 5
Coding region: 57-1049 (330 amino acids)
Biological process (GO): nucleocytoplasmic transport; positive regulation of mitotic centrosome separation
Cellular component (GO): centrosome; nuclear pore; cytoplasm
Molecular function (GO): GTPase activator activity
Source: RefSeq, a predicted model, not a curated record
AGUGUGCGCGCUGGUUUGGCGUGGUGCUGAGGGUUCAAAUUUGAUCAGCUUCUACGAUGACUCCUGAAAAGACUAUUGAAGAAUGCACUGAGGAUGCAGGUUCACCAGCAGUAGAAACUCCUGCUGGUGCCUCUGCUGACACCAGUAGCCUUGGUGUGGCUGAAAUCAGCAGCCAUGAUGUGGCUGACACCAGCAGCCAUGCUGUGACUGACACCAGCAGCCAUGCUGUGGCUGACACCAGCAGCCAUGGAGUGGCUGACACCAGCAGCCAUGGUGUGGCUGAUGUGAGCAGCCAUGGAGUAGCUGAUGUGAGCACAGUGUCCGUAGACAGCACCAAUGGUGAACAUGACCCCUACUUUGAACCUGUCGUCACUUUGCCUGAGGUUGAUAUCAAAACACUUGAGGAAGAUGAAGAAGAAAUCUAUAAAGGGAGAUGCAAACUAUUUCGUUAUGUGAGUGAUGCUGAAAAUGGAGGUGAAUGGAAAGAGCGAGGUACUGGUAAUGUUAAGCUGCUGAAGCACGAGGAAAAGACAACAGUUCGCCUGUUGAUGAGGCAAGAAAAGACCCUGAAGGUGCGGGCAAACCACUACAUCACGCCUUACAUGAAGCUACAUCCCAACUGUGGCAGUGACAGAGCCUUCGUCUGGUAUGUCAUGUUUGACUUCGCUGAUGAAGAAGCCAAAAGUGAAAUGUUUGCAAUUCGGUUUGCAAAUGCCGAAAAUGCUCGGCUGUUCAAGGAAGCAUUUGAAGAUGCCGUGGCUUAUGUUGUGUCUACAAUAAUGGAUGGUUUCCCUGACGAUGGAGAGGAAACUACCAAAAACUUGAACGAUGGCGUGAAGACUGACAAGGAGAAUUCAUGUCCUGAAAAACAAGAAUCAGGCAAGCAGAUGGAGAAACCCAAAUCUGAACUCCCAGAGAAGUCGAAGACAGCUGAUUCGGCAUCUACCCUGAAAGAAAUGUCAAACACUACGGAGUCUCAAAUUGUUGACCGUCUUAGUUCUUUGCAAGUAACCGACGAGUCAACUGUUAAAUCCACAUCUUCUAGUUAGUUACACAUUGCUUGACUGUGCAAGGAAAUUAUAAUUCCGCUCUCAGUUUUAAUGUUUGAGAGAACACAAUGUUGGAUCAGAAAAGUUACUGACUUACUGUAUUAUGUAUGUAUGCGUAAGGAGCAUAGGUAUUUUUUGAUUGGAAGCUACUAUUCUUGUACUCGUUUUAUAUGUAAGUUUGUCUGGAUAGCUGAUGACUGACAAGGAAAAUAACAAAAAAGCUACUGAUAAUGGCAUUUGUUAAAGUAUUCCAAAGAAAAGUUGUUAAUGAACUCAAGUUAAAAUUUGAAGUAGAACGUCCUCUUUGUUGAGUGUGCACCGUUAUGUGGAAUUUUUUUUAGAAACGUUAUUAUUUUAGGAAAGCCUCUUAUGCCUAUGUAUUUGAAAGCAAGGUAAUAUUUCUGUUGAAGAUUGGAAUUUUUCAGUGCUUCGUUUCAGAUGUUUAAUUUAAUUUAAUCAAGGGAUUUGUAUAAUUUUGUUUCAUCUUCUUGAUUAGGACUGUUUGCCCUUGAUUCGUUGCCACUGAACUGAACUCCUACUACAGGUAUUUAUAAAUGCGCCUUGCAAAGUUUAUGAGCCCAUUGGCAUUGUGAAUUAUGUUUAGUCAACUAUUUCUAGUUGCUAUCUUGGGGAAUUUAUUUUCUAUAAAGUAAAAAGUCAAGUAUUUGAGUGCAUUUUGUUGGGAUCGGAAUGCCUAAAUAUAGGUAACGAAGCGUUUGACGUGAAUUUAUUGACAUGACACAUAACUUGUCAUGAGUUGUGAUCGGUACCACUGAAAGGACGUAGCGAGGCCUUAGUUUUUUAGGAUAGUGCGUAGAGUUUUCACUUUUUAUACAGCUUAAAGUUAUAAAAAAUAGAAGCGUGAAUGAAUCGAAACUUGAUAGUUUCCGUUCGCUUCUUUAAACACCGACACCCUUGUUCCUUGCAGUUUAAAGUGCUGAAUCUAUUAACAUUUUUGUAAUAAAUAAUGUGCCUUAGUGCUCAGUCUGCGUGUGAUAGUUUGCUUAUACUGCCAAUAUCGAACAUUGUUAAAUUACGAUGCAUAUGGUUUCUUUAAAGUCGCUGAUUGGGUAACUUCUAUUUUUCAUCGUGAAUUUCUAAAUACUUAUAAUGGCAGUUUUGUUCAUCAUAAAUAUUAGUUCCCAGAAUAUAGAAUAUUUUUUGUCAACUCGUAUAUCCGCAAUCAUAGAUGAUUCUUAAAAUGUAUUUUGCGUCUGCUAACGCACGCACUGUGCUGUUCCUGAAAUGUUUGAUAUCCGCUUAGCUAAGUCGUAUCAAGCUUGGCUCGCUUCUAAAUGUGGUACCUGGUAGACAAACGUUUUUCUUACACACUUUCAUAGAUGACAUAUAUUCUAGAAUAAUAUGUGUUGCCUGGCUGCUUAUGAGCGAUGAGAUCUCUCAAUUAAAAUUGCAAGUAAUAUUCGUUUAUGGUAAGUUUCAAUUCUUUUAUUCAUUUUUAUGAAUAUUAGGCUGUGCGUUCUUUUGAGAUCUGAAUUUUGUUGGUGCGGCAAUAGCAUAUUGUUGCUUGUGAUUAAAAAUAUCUGAAGAAACUCCGUAAAGUAGGCCUAAUUAUUCCGAUAAAUUGUAGUAAUGUUGAAAUUGACGAACUAAGCUUCGAUAUGCUUUCUAAAGUUAUUUUCUUUUCGGGCAUUAGUUGAUGGUAUAGUUAAAAUUUGAUUUAGGCAAUUGUAAUAAGUUGCCUAAUAAAGAAGUUGUACGAUAGUGCGGCGUUACUCAUUCAGCGGACCAUACCAUAUACCAUGAACUGGUAUGGUAUAUACCAUGAACAUACCAUAUAGGUCAUGAACCAGGUGAUAACUGGACAUGAUAUAGGUCAUGUCCAGUUAUCCAAUUUAACGUAAAGGCUAAUCUACCAUUCUGCGCGGAAUCAAAAUAAGCUGUUGAUGUUCUAAAACUUCCGCUCGUUUUUAAUAAAAUGAAAUUUAU